Molecule: messenger RNA, 1203 nt
Organism: Closterium sp. Naga37s-1
Lineage: Eukaryota; Viridiplantae; Streptophyta; Zygnematophyceae; Desmidiales; Closteriaceae
Source: the annotation of a GenBank genome assembly
AUGCUUCGAGACUUCGCGGUCGAAGCGGGCUUCGCGGUGAAGGUGGAGGACUCUACGCUGUUCACACAGUUGGAGGCGGCUCGAGCGAGACUGCAGGGACAGCUGGUGGUGGGAGAGGGGACACGGGCUGGGGGACCGCUGGAGCAGAGGGGCGAGGCGGGACAGCUGGGCAGCGGGGGACAGUGGGGACAGCAUCAGCUGCGGGGUCAGGUGGCGAGAGGAGCAGGUGGGCAGAGGGGACGGCAGGGGGAGCAGACGGGCCAGGACUGGGAGGGGGGACAGCAGAGGCAGCAGCAGGAGAGCCAGCGGAGGCCGCGGGCCCAGGGCGCCAUGCCUCCUGGUCUGGGCUCGGUGGUGGAGCAGGGGCGGGAGCAGCAGAGAGCGGACGGAGGUACAGGGGGGGCAGCAGGAUCGGGAGGAGAGGACCAGGGAGUGAGAAAGGCAGCAGGGGAUCAAGCAGGGGGGUUGGGAGGGUUGGAGGAGAGUAGAGAGGGGGAGGGGAGAGGACAGGUGGGGGGAGGAGAGGACAAAGGGAGAGAGACGACCGGAGAGGAGGCACCGAGGGACCAGACAGGGCAGCAGCCAGCCCAGCAGCAGAGACCACGGGAGGGGAACGUGCAGCUAAGACGGGCGACCCCCACACAGAUUGGAGUGGCAGCAGCUAGGCGGGUGCAGGAGAAGCUGCGUCACUGGGGGCCGCACUUAGAGGGGUUGCAGCCGGCACCACACUUUUACGCGUGUGUGGCUGAGACCUUUGGCCUUUUGAGCGAGCCGAUACGUCAGUUUAUGGGGCUCUGCGCAAAGAGGAUAGCACAGCGGAGGAGGGACAGGGGAGGGGUGGAUGACGGAUCGGCACGGAUAUUUGAGGCAGGACUCACGACACGCCUCUCCGUGGCAUUGCAGCACGCGCAGGCUCAAUGCAUCAUCCAGCAUGCGGUGCGGCAGUUGGGGGGAUCCGACGACGGGUGGAUGCCCGCACCAGUCCCACUGAGUGCGGGGCAGGGUACAUGGCACCACGUCACAGGUCUCUUUCCCUCCCUCCUCUUCUCUUCCCACCUCCCUCUUUCUUUUCCCUUCUUCUAUCCUUCUCCUCUCUUCCUACCACUCUCUUCUUUUCCCUACAACUUCUUCUUACUCCUUGAUCCUUCCUUCUUCUCCUUUCUUUCCCCUCUUUUCUACAAAAUAUAUACACUGUCCUCAUAG